AUGGGGAAAAAAUCAUCAAUCCGGACGACGAUUUCGAAGCGACGUGGGGGCGUUUUUAAAACGACUUUUGCGGUUCUUUCGCUCUUAGUCGCGACGUUUGUACUCCUCCUCGCUUUUCGUCGAGAAGAGCGUUCUGCGGUAUCAUCGUUAUCAUCAUCGGAAGAGGAAAAGGAGGACGACCACGUGACGAACCAGUUUUUACGAGAGGCGUUCGAGGAAGAGAAAGAAAUUUCGUCGGAUAUCGAAUAUCACACGUAUUCAAUCGUGAACUCGUACCCGCACGACACGAACGCGUUCACGCAAGGGUUUUUGUAUCACUCUGCGAGUGGGAGUUUUUUCGAGUCCACUGGGUCCGUGCCUCACGGGAAGUUAUCGGAUGUGAGACGCGCGGAUAUCGAGACGGGCGAAGUGUUGGAAUUGAAGACGAUACCGGAAUCGGCGUUUGGAGAAGGGUUAGUUUUUAUGAGAGAGGAGACGAAAAGGGCGAAGAAGAAUAGUUUAAUUCAGUUAGUGUGGAAGAGUUCGAGAGCGUUUACUCACGAGAUUAAGGACAUCGGAGGAAAAGUAGAGGAGAAGAACAACGCGUUGUUGUUCCAAGAGGAAAGCGGCGAACAAAAGAUGUUCAACACGGAUUUACGCGACGGAUGGGGCGUAACUUCGUCGAAAAGAGAAGGGGUCAUAGUCAUUUCGAACGGCACCGCGCAUUUGACGUUAUUCGAUAUGAACAAAGGUGAAUCCAUAGGCUUUAUCACAGUUCACGAUAACGGCGUCGAACAGAGGUUCCCGAACGAACUCGAAGCGGUCAGAGGUGAAAUUUGGGCAAACAUUUUAGAAAAAGAGUGCGUGGCGCGAAUCGAUGAACGCACCGGAAAAGUUCUCGGUUGGAUCGAUUUUACCGGGUUGAAGAAACUGCAAGACAACGUUGGAAGUGUCAUGAACGGAAUCGCGUACGACGAACGACGCGACCGCAUUUUCGUCACCGGGAAACAAUGGAGACGCGUGUUCGAGGUGAAAAUUAGUAAAGGGAGUCGCAAGAAGGGCGCGAUUGAGUUGGGAAGGAAACGGUGCCACUCGCCUACAUCUUUACCAAAUUACGGGUAUCCCUAG
Bathycoccus prasinos is the source of this 1107-nucleotide messenger RNA. RefSeq names its product glutamine cyclotransferase. Bases 1 to 1107 code for a protein of 368 amino acids. NCBI's taxonomy places the organism in Eukaryota, Viridiplantae, Chlorophyta, Mamiellophyceae, Mamiellales, Bathycoccaceae. The transcript has a single exon. The record is from RefSeq and is a predicted model, not a curated record. Gene Ontology annotation, molecular function: glutaminyl-peptide cyclotransferase activity.